AUGGAAGGCGAGCGCGGCUCAUCGUCACCAUCCGGCGCAGUGUCAAUGCAGCCUCCACCGCCUCGCUCGUCUGCGCAGGGCGGAUUCAAAGCACCCCCGGCGCGAAUCGCACCGAAAUCAAAAUUGAAUGACCCCAAGGGGAAGGCCAAAAUCGAAGAAGAUGAAGACGCCCCCGUCGUGGUCGAAUCCAUCGAUGAAUCCAGCGAUCAUCGUCAGCGCGAAGAAGAUGACACCAAAGAUGAUGAAGAGGCACCGCCCCCCGCCCCCGCCCCCUCGCCAGCCGUCGGCGAGUACGUCGUGCCCGAGUGGGCCGCGCGGCCCAAGCACGCCUACGCGCUCGAGGUGGUCAAGGGCGGCGUCCAGGUCGAGCGCUUCGACCCCACCGACAAGGUGGUAUACGUGGACGGUGCGUUCGACCUCUUCCACGUUGGCCACAUCAAGGUGCUGGAGAGGGCCAAGCAGCUUGGCACCUUCCUUCUCGUCGGCGUGCUUGACGACGAGACGGUGAACAGGUACAAGAAGGGCAACUUCCCGAUCAUGACUCUCUACGAGCGCGUGCUCGGUGUGCUGUCGUGCAAGUACGUCGACGAAGUGGUGCUCGGCGCCCCAGAGAAGCUGACCGAAGAGUUUAUCAAGAACAACAACAUCUCCGUCGUCGUACACGGCAAGGACCAAGUUGAACCCUGCGCCGAUGGAACGAGCCCGUACGAAGUGGCAGAAAAGAUGGGUAUCUACCACGAGCUGGACAGCGAGUCGCCGAUGACCACGACGCUCAUCAUUGAGCGCAUCGCCGAGAACAGGCGCAUGUACGAAGAGCGCAACGCCCGAAAGGAGAAGAAGGCCCAGGCCGAGAGGGAGCUCGAGGAGGAGCGCAAGAAGGCGGAAGAAGCUGCGGCGGCCACCACCUCCACAGCUUGA
Molecule: messenger RNA, 918 nt
Organism: Acanthamoeba castellanii str. Neff
Lineage: Eukaryota; Discosea; Longamoebia; Acanthamoebidae
Product: cytidyltransferaserelated domain containing protein
Exons: 4
Coding region: 1-918 (305 amino acids)
Biological process (GO): phosphatidylethanolamine biosynthetic process
Cellular component (GO): cytoplasm
Molecular function (GO): ethanolamine-phosphate cytidylyltransferase activity
Source: RefSeq, a predicted model, not a curated record